CACUUCCUGUAUACGCCGUACCCAGGAAGUGGUGACAAAUCCGGCUGGUGAACGUUGGGUGCUGCUUUAAAGCAAUAAUUAUUAUUAUUUUUUUACUUACAACACAUUUUUCUCCGUUUUGUCAUGUCUGCUAGAAACCCAGGCACCACGCUCGACCUGAAGUGGAUCUCCAAAGUGAGAGUGAACACACAAGCUGUGCUAAGGAGAGCACAGCACAUCCAAGGACAGAAGACCCCCAAAAAACAGUGGCAGGCUGCCUGGCUACUGAAGGCUGUCACUUGUAUCGAUCUGACUACACUGGCGGGAGAUGAUACACCAUCCAACGUCCAUCGACUGUGCAUGAAAGCCACUCAGCCAGUCCAGUAUGACUUGCUCAAGAAGAUGGAUAUGCAUGAUAAAGGUUUGACAACCGCUGCAGUGUGCGUGUAUCCGUCACGUGUUGCAGAUGCUGUUAAAGCUCUAAAAGCUGCAAAUUCCAAUCUGCCCGUUGCAUCAGUGGCCACUGGUUUCCCAGCCGGUCAGACACCGCUGGAGACCCGCUUGCAAGAAGUCCGCAUGGCCGUUGCAGACGGUGCAACUGAGAUCGACAUCGUCAUCAACAGGACUCUCGCCCUCACGGGACAGUGGGAAGCCAUGUACGACGAGAUCUGUCAGUUUAGAGAGGCUUGUGGCGACGCCCACAUGAAGACCAUUUUGGCGAUCGGAGAGCUGGGCACCUUCACCAACGUCUACAAGGCCAGUCUGGUCUCCAUGAUGGCCGGCUCCGACUUCAUCAAGACGUCUACAGGAAAAGAAUCUGUCAAUGCCACCUACCCUGUCGCCAUAGUGAUGGUGAGGGCCAUACGCGACUACUUCCUGUGCACAGGCCAGAAGGUGGGUUUCAAGCCUGCGGGGGGCAUCCGCACAGCCAAGGAGUCUUUGGUGUGGCUCAUGCUAAUCAAGGAGGAGCUGGGCAAUGAUUGGCUCUCUCCUCACCUCUUUCGCUUGGGAGCCAGCAGUCUAUUGGCUGACAUUGAGAGACAGAUUUAUCAUCAUGUGACUGGACAGUAUGCAGCCUACCAUGAGCUUCCAAUGGCCUGAAGUUCCUGAGAUGCUCCUAAAGACCAGUAAGGACCUCAAAUUCACCAUACAUUCUAGCAGCUCACUUGUUAAGUUGUUCUACACAUUGAACAUUGAAUCAAGUGUCUGUGACUGAAAAAAACGCAACAUUUUAUCCUUUAAAGCUGACGGAGCUAAUAAUAAUAAGCAGCACUUGUAUCUCAAACACAACAUUCAAGCAUCAAGAGAAGUCCACGACUGUUUAUUGAAGCUAAUAUAAAGUCAAACUAAAAUGCACAUUUUUAGUGCAUGUCAAUGUCUUUUUUUGCCAAACUUCUUUUGGUGCGUUGUCCUUCUUUAUAAAGUGCCUGCUUAAGUUGACGUCAACAUACAGUCGACUGAUUUUGUCCUUGUAAAAUUUUGAAACCCUAAGUAAUCUUUUUUUUUUAAUAAUAAUCUGUUUAUGUCAACAUGUGCCGUUACCUGGGGCAUCAAUACCAGUACUCAACAGUAUACAUUUUCAGUACUUUUGUAUGUCCAUGUGGUAAUAAAUGCUAACUGUUGGAUAAUAAA
This is a messenger RNA of Nerophis lumbriciformis (worm pipefish), 1611 nucleotides long. It is a transcript of the gene dera, whose product is annotated as deoxyribose-phosphate aldolase (putative). The record is from RefSeq and is a predicted model, not a curated record. Lineage: Eukaryota; Metazoa; Chordata; Actinopteri; Syngnathiformes; Syngnathidae. Gene Ontology annotation, cellular component: cytoplasm. Gene Ontology annotation, molecular function: deoxyribose-phosphate aldolase activity. Gene Ontology annotation, biological process: carbohydrate catabolic process; deoxyribonucleotide catabolic process.